AUGGCGUACUAUGAUGACGUAGACCGGCCGCGCUGGAAACUGCGACAGCCGUAUGACUUACGGUUUUACCGCAACGAAAAACCCUGCGAACGCCUGAGGCAGACGAAAUCCAGAGGAAACAGAAGACUAGAAGCUGCCCACGGGGAUACAGGUAAGCAGAGUGGCGUGAGGUGGACCGGAAGUGACGAUCUUUCUCCAAGCAACUCGCCAGACCUAACAG
Molecule: messenger RNA, 220 nt
Organism: Pelobates cultripes (western spadefoot toad)
Lineage: Eukaryota; Metazoa; Chordata; Amphibia; Anura; Pelobatidae
Source: the annotation of a GenBank genome assembly